This is a messenger RNA of Psylliodes chrysocephalus, 354 nucleotides long. The record is from the annotation of a GenBank genome assembly. Lineage: Eukaryota; Metazoa; Arthropoda; Insecta; Coleoptera; Chrysomelidae.
AUGCCAAUUAUUUUAGAUGAUAGCAAGAAUAUAAAUAUUGUGAAAAUAGCAGAAGACCUAAAGGAAGAUACAAAUUAUAAUUUAAAUUUAGACAAAAAUACAAAUAUGGAACAAUUAGACCAUCACUUCGACUUUGAACCCUCUACUUCUUUCGCCAUAAAAAACCAUUUUAUUUUUUCCAAAAUGCCAAAGAGAAAAGAAAAGAGACAAUCAGAAAAAGUAUCCUUUGUAUUGAUUUCUUCAGUUUGGAGAAAACAUCAAGAAGAAAAGAUCGAAAAACAGAAAUCAGAAGACGAACUUAAACAAAAGGGAAAAGAAGAGAGACUUCAAAAACAAAACAGAAAACAGACAUAA